Messenger RNA from Klebsormidium nitens, 3077 nucleotides. NCBI's taxonomy places the organism in Eukaryota, Viridiplantae, Streptophyta, Klebsormidiophyceae, Klebsormidiales, Klebsormidiaceae. The record is from the annotation of a GenBank genome assembly.
GGAGGUGAAUGGAGGGCAUGCAUUGCAAUCUGCAGCGGUCGCAAGGCUCACUUCAAAGGAACGUUCAGAUUGAAUUUAGAAGAGAUGCUUCCUGCAAGAAUUGUAGUCACUGAUUGCUUUCUGCGAAGGAGGUUGAAAGCUUGGCUUAACCUGCCAUAGCGGUGGUGAUUCCUUCUGCAGGAUAUCAAAGGCGCUCCUGCAAUUGCCCCCUAAAUCCCUUCGAAUGUUCGGCAUUUGCCGGUCAUUCAAUCAUAAGUUGUAUUAAAGAUCAAAACUGCACCAUGGUCACUGAGAGUGAGGAUCAGAUCCCUGAGGAGACCGAGGGCGGGGGAAUUGACGAAAUUCCUUUCCGCCAAUUGGCCGACAAGACACUUCUGUCUCCAGUGCUGAUUGCGUCAUGGAGCCCCACCAUGGACUUGCUUGCGAUGGCCACCGCCGAUGGCCAGCUGAUGGUACACCGGCUCAACUGGCAGAGGCUCUGGACUGUGACCCCAGCCCAUGCGGUGACCGCGCUUUGCUGGCAACCAAACGGGAAAGUUCUGGCGGCAGGACGGGAGGACGGCGGGGUUGUGCUGUAUGACGUGGAGACCGGCGAGGUGCAUCGCCAGCUGGCGGAGCACAGCGCCGCCGUCACCUGCAUGGAGUGGGUGGAGGAGGACGCUGAAGUGGGGGCCUCCCCAGACAGCGUCUUCAGCUACACCGACCGCACCGCCCGCUUCUUCCCCCUCUGCCCCCCCCCUCCCCAAGGCCCCGAAUCCACCCCCCUGGCCGCAUUUGACGUCACUGCCAGCAGCGAGCCCGGCGCCGCCCCUGCUGACAAGGCCUCCGGCAGCCUUUCGUCAAGAUUGAGCAUCCUGAGUAGCGCCGACAGUCAGGGGCUGGUCUGCUUACAGGCUCUGGGGGCGUUCCUGAUCGGGAAGGUGAACCUGAGGGAGGUCGAGUUUCAGGAGCCGAUGGAACCGGGGAAGUUCACCGGGGUGCUGCCGCAAAAGAUGCGCGACGCGGAGGUCGUCAAGACCAGCCUUUCUUCCGACCUUCGCCACCUGUCCAUCGUCGCCCGGGGAACUUUCGGCGUUGUCCCGGUCACUCCUCCCGGGCGGCUCAAGUCUCGAAGCGCCCCUGCUCCGAAGCCGGUACAGGGCCCCCCGGGGCUGUAUAUGUUGUCGGUGGAUGCGGGGCUGCUGGGGGAUCGGAAGAACGAGCUGUUGCAGGUCGCCAUCCAGGCCUCCAGUAUCACGACUCUCGUCGACACCGCGCAGCAAACCCUCGACGCCAUGAUCAAGCAGUGGGAAGGCGCGUACGGCGACUGGAAGAAGCGCAUCGUCGAACUGAUCCAGAUUCUAAACAAGCAAGAACGGGAGGGGUUUGAAGCAAACCCCCGGGACGAGUUUCUGGCGCUGCUGUCGUGCGGGCUGGCAACGGCGGGGCUGCACCAGUUCCUGACGGGGGCGAUGGGCGAGCAGGGGGUCAAGCGCCUCGCGAGGACCAUGGACGUCGCGUGUGCAAACAUCCACGCACUUGCGGCCGAGACGCUUCAACCGGUCCUUGAAGUGCUGACGUUCCGGUUGGGCGAGCUGCGCGGCCUUGCCCGGUGGAAGGCCCGCCUGGGGCCCCUCGGUGUGAAUGAGCUCGCGCUGAACGAGCCGCUCGAGUACGCGAAGCAGACCAUGGUGCACACGGAGCGGCUGCUGCGGAAGACGGCGACCAUGUGCGGGGAGUACCGCGUCUUCUUCACGUGGCUCCUCCGCUGCAUCAAGACGCUCAACCAGGAGCCCCUCCCCGCGCCCACUGCCAACGACGCCCUGCCCCCCGUCAGCACCGAAGCGGUCGCCGACUUUCUGCAGCCCAAGUUCGACUGGGACCCUUUGGCUGAUCUGCUCAGCCGAAAAGACAUGGACCCGUUACCGGCGAUGGACGAGCAAGGAAAGGAGUUGAUGCAAGGGUUGGCGGCCAUGGGGGGUUUCCAGGAUUACAUGUUCCUGCACAACAGCUUGCGACAACAGCUGCAACGACUAAGGCACGGGUGCGACGUCGCUCUAUCCCUCCCGUGCAAGGUCACCUCGUCCGCUCUCCGCAUCACAAGCACGGUCCUUCUCUGCCCGUCCCCCUCCGGAGCUUCUGACCCCGCAAAGAGGCCCAUGCUGACGUCAGCCUUCGUGAAAGCGCCGGCGGCGCGUGCCGACUCCAACGCGGAGGCGUCGACGGGCAUGGAAGAGGACGAGGAGAUGGGGAAGGGACCCUGGGAGUACUGGUGCUUGAAGCCAGGAGCGAACGCCGGUGACGCCGCUUCGUCAUGCGACCCCCAGCACUCUCGACCCCUGCUCGUGCUCCGGAGACGGCCACCCAGGGACGGACACGUGUCGCCCGAAGACUGGCCGGCCGCUGCCCGCGAGAUCACCCCUUUGGAUCCGGAGAGCUUCUCCUUUGACGCCAGCCCGCAAACCGACCGGCAGUGGAAAGAACUGGCGGCGCUGAAAGUCCCGGUGUGGACGCAGAAAGGAAGUCUGGUGCCGUACGAUGACCGAGCGUUCGAAGCAGUAGCGGUAGCGCUGGGGAACUGGCCGGGCAACGGAGGGAAGACGAUCGUCGAUUUGGGGUUCUACAAGGACGGCGAGAUCGCCGUUCUUGUCCGGGACGAGUCUCCGGACGCUCGGUCGUGGCUGCUGCUGCUGCCCACGGGCGACCUCCCCUUUGCUCCGGUCGGGAAUACGCUCGUGGACAAGGAACCGAUGGCGCUGCUCGCGCUCUGUUUGGAGACGGAGGCUAUUCACACCGUCGACUGGGGUGAAGGCAAGCUGAGAGAGCUGUCGCUGCAUGCCGCCAUCACGCCCCUAGCCGUCAGCGGAAAGCGUGGCGUCGCUUGCGUAUCUGCUGGACAUCGGCGCAUUCUACUGUACGACUUGGAGGAUUCCGAGAGCAACGAAGACGAGAUCUGAAACCUAUGUGGCAAGUGCUAGAUAGUAAACAGCCGGACAAUUGCCGAGCCACAAAUGUCUUCACUGGAAUCGCAGUACUAGAUGACUCGAGCAUUGAAACAUGCAAGAAUCUGCGCCAUGACCAUUUUAUAUAUCUGAGCA